AUUUUUCUCAAACUCUAAUUCCACUAGUAAAGAAAGUUUUCUGAGGGAUUCAAGGAAAAACUAAGGGUAGAAGGAAAUUGAGGUCGGGUUUAUGAGACAUGGGACGUGGAAAGAUUGAGAUAAAGAGGAUCGAGAACACCACCACAAGGCAAGUAACCUUUUCCAAAAGAAGAGGUGGCCUCAUCAAGAAGACAAAGGAGCUUUCUGUGCUCUGUGAUGCACAGAUCGGGAUCAUCAUCUUCUCCAGCACUGGGAAGAUGUGGCAAUGGUGCACUGAACCCUUCAGGAUGGAGCAGAUCAUAGAGAAGUACCAGAGAUCAACUGGAGCUCGCAUUGCAGAACGUGACCAUCCCCGUGAAGAAUUUAUCCAUGACAUGGCAAUGCUGAGGCAAGAAACUCUCCGUCUUGAACUGGGAAUUCAAAGGUAUCUCGGUGAGGACAUGGGGUGUUUGCAAUAUGAAGAUUUGACUAAACUUGAACAAGAAUUGGAGAAUUCUGUGGCAAAGGUUCGAAAUCGUCAGAAUGAACUCUUGCAACAACAAAUGGAGAAUCUGAGAAGGAAGGAAAGGAUGUUGGAAGAGGAAAACAAUAAUUUGUCCAAUUGGGAACACAGAGCAGUGUUGGAGUUUGAGAAGGCUACAGUGGAAGCAAGCAAACCAAUGCAUAUGAACAUGAUGGACGAGUUUCCAUUCUUUGAAGAAGAACCUGCUGGUAGCAUCCUUCAACUUGCUUCUCCUGUGCUUCCACACUUUCACCCUUAUCUUCAGCUUGCACAACCCAAUAUCAAGCCUCAGUGAGGACUAAUGAAAGAUGGAGUAAUUUCUUGAGGGAAUGAAGAAGCUAAUUAAUGUCAUCCUUGUAAUGAUAGACACAUUUGAAGUCUCCUUCAUUAGGAAUCAUGCUUUGGAAUUGACAGUAAUAAUUAACUUGUUACCUUUUUUAUUUUUUAUUUUCAAUUAAUUAAGUAUGUACACCAAAUUUAAUUAAUUUUAGUUGUUAUGAGAGUA
Messenger RNA from Vigna unguiculata (cowpea), 1007 nucleotides. It is a transcript of the gene TT16, whose product is annotated as K-box region and MADS-box transcription factor family protein. Gene Ontology annotation, cellular component: nucleus. Gene Ontology annotation, biological process: positive regulation of transcription by RNA polymerase II. Gene Ontology annotation, molecular function: RNA polymerase II transcription regulatory region sequence-specific DNA binding; DNA-binding transcription factor activity; protein dimerization activity. The record is from RefSeq and is a predicted model, not a curated record. NCBI's taxonomy places the organism in Eukaryota, Viridiplantae, Streptophyta, Magnoliopsida, Fabales, Fabaceae.